Penicillium maclennaniae is the source of this 249-nucleotide messenger RNA. RefSeq lists its product as uncharacterized. The record is from RefSeq and is a predicted model, not a curated record. Bases 1 to 249 code for a protein of 82 amino acids. The transcript is spliced from 4 exons. NCBI's taxonomy places the organism in Eukaryota, Fungi, Ascomycota, Eurotiomycetes, Eurotiales, Aspergillaceae.
AUGGCUUGGAAUCAGUUCUGGCUGAGGACCUUGGAGGUCUGGUUGACUGCUAGACUCCUGCGGAGUCCCAUCUUCCAUCAGAUGGUCGGUCGAGUCCAUCAGCGCGUACAGCAUUUUCGACACGGGAUACCUCCCGAACCAUCACGCACAACCCUAGAGAAGAGUGAAUCCAAUCUCACCAAAUUUAUCGAAUAUUUUAAGGAGGAGCUCAAGGAUCAGGCGAAGGGCAACCCUCGAAACAAGUUGUAA